CAAACUAUAUCUAAAUUCUCCAAAACAUUUAUCACCGCUAUAAAAGGUUUCUACUUCUUGCAUGUACUAAAACAAGCAUCAUUCGAAACACAACUCAUCAAAUCAAUGGAGCUCAAAAGGUUUCUAUUUCUUGCAACCUUAUUAUACAUAUCAACAUCUCAUGCAGCAGUUAUCAACCAAAUCCAACUGCUGAGGCCGCGCUCCGGCAGCGGCGGCCGCCGUGUCGAGGGCUUAGACUGCCUGAGCUGGCGGCUGGCGGUGGAGGCGAACAACCUCCAGGGCUGGAAGUUGGUCCCUCAAUCGUGCGAGGACUACGUCGGCAACUACAUGCUCGGCCGCCAGUAUCGCCAUGACAUCGAGGUGGUGGCCGACGCCGCCAUCGAUUAUGCAAAGACCCUCGAAGCUGCCGCCGACGGCAAGGAUCUUUGGGUCUUCGAUAUCGAUGAAACCACGCUUUCCAACCUUCCUUAUUAUGCCCGCUCCGACGUCCAAUUUGGGGCAAUAGCAUACAACGAUACAGCGUUCAACGAGUGGGUGGCGGAAGGGAUAGCGCCGCCGGUUCCGGCGAUCCGCCGCCUCUACAAGACGGUGGCAGCUCUAGGGUUCAAGACUGCCUUCAUUUCAGGAACAGCUGAUAGAUACACAGACAUAAAGAUACUAAAUUUAAAUCAAGCUGGUUAUUACAACUGGGAAAAACUCAUCCUCAAGGGAGAAGAUGUGCAUGGAUCAUCAGUGGAUUACAAAUCCCAGAAGAGAACAGAGUUGGUGAAUGAAGGUUACAGAAUUGUGGGAAAUGUGGGAGAUCAAUGGAGUGAUCUCAUCGGUGCUAAUGUUGGAAAUCGCACAUUCAAAGUGCCUGAUCCAAUGUAUUACAUAGGAUAAAUCAUCAUGAUUAGAUCAUCAAAUAAAUGUACCAUCAAUUUCAAAUAAAUCCUACUUUCCAUUAUAAUUAA
Molecule: messenger RNA, 953 nt
Organism: Salvia miltiorrhiza (redroot sage)
Lineage: Eukaryota; Viridiplantae; Streptophyta; Magnoliopsida; Lamiales; Lamiaceae
Product: acid phosphatase 1-like
Exons: 3
Coding region: 106-882 (258 amino acids)
Molecular function (GO): acid phosphatase activity
Source: RefSeq, a predicted model, not a curated record